This is a messenger RNA of Fusarium musae, 2028 nucleotides long. RefSeq lists its product as uncharacterized. Gene Ontology annotation, molecular function: tetrahydrofolylpolyglutamate synthase activity; dihydrofolate synthase activity; ATP binding. The transcript has a single exon. Gene Ontology annotation, cellular component: cytoplasm; mitochondrion; cytosol. Bases 1 to 2028 code for a protein of 675 amino acids. Gene Ontology annotation, biological process: folic acid-containing compound biosynthetic process. Lineage: Eukaryota; Fungi; Ascomycota; Sordariomycetes; Hypocreales; Nectriaceae. The record is from RefSeq and is a predicted model, not a curated record.
AUGUCUUCCAUUCAGGAAAUCCAGUUCGCCCUUAGCCGUAUUAAUCGGGUCUUGGCCAGCAAAAGAAUACCAGGCUACAGAGACAUUCGACUAGGCCUCGAUCGUAUCAACCGUGUCGUACCAGAGAACCAAGACUGGAAGGGUAUCCAUGUUGCUGGCACCAAUGGCAAAGGCUCAAUAUGCACCUUUCUUGCUGGUAUGUUCAAGCUCGCUGGUCUCGGCUAUGGAAGCUUCACAUCGCCGGCCUUUCCAGAGAGGCACAAUGGAGUCACAGUAAAUGGUCUUUAUGUGAAUCCGCGAAUGUACGAUAUGGAAAUGAAGCAUGUUGAGGAAAAGUACAGUCGAAUUUCUGCUGGUUGGAGAUACAAACACGGAGAGGACCCUCCGAGUCUAACACCAUUCGAGGUCGAAACAGCAACAGCAUUCCGAAUAUUCAACAAAAUGCGUGUUCCAUAUGGUAUCGUCGAAGUCGGUAUGGGCGGUGCUACCGAUGCAACCAAUGCUAUGAAGCAAAAGUCUGUCACAAUCAUCUCCAAGAUCGGCCUCGACCACCAGGAGUACCUCGGAAACUCCAUCGAAAACAUUGCCAAGGUCAAAGCUGGCAUUAUGCAAAAGGGCGUUCCUUGUAUUGUUGACCACACUAACAAGCCUUCUGUCAUCCAUGUACUACGAAAACAUGCUCGAGAAGUAGGAACAGACAUCAUCCUCACAUGGAAGGGCGAACCUUUACUGCUAACUCUCGACAAUUCAAGAUGGAUGCUUGAGAGCUAUCAAGUUCAGAACCUGUUGUGUGCAGCCAUGGCUUUCCGUCAUCUCUUCCCCUUGCAGGAGAUCAACUUGGACAGACUCUUGGAAACCGAGCCUUUCUUGCCAGGUCGUUUGGAAACAGUUGAAGUCAACGCGCCACUUUCUGGUCUUGAGCCACGGGAAAUUCUGGUCGACGGUGCUCACAACAUGUUGGGAAUCACAGAAUUGCGCAACCAUGUCAACAAACGCCUACGAAGAGAUGACCAACCAGUGACUUGGGUUAUGGGUAUGUCCCAAAGCAAGCACAAGCCUUUCUUCAAGAUGAUGGAAAAGCUUGUCCAGCCCCAGGACAACUUUGCUAUGGUAGAAUUUACUCAAGGUCCCAACGAUCCUCAGCCUUUGCCUGCCUCGUUCGGUGCCGAAUACGCCAAGAUGAAAAAAAUCGAUCUUGGCAAUGUAUAUUCAGGAACGCCCGAUAUCGCGGGUGCUCUUCCAUGGGCUUGCAAGAAGAGCGAUGGUGGGCCUUUGGUGGUCACUGGAAGUCUUUACCUGAUUCGACAAUUAUUGAGCCUCGAAGGCAUUCGUCGAAGAAGAGAACUAGGUACGAGAAGACCAGGUAGAUCUCAACUCUACCGAUAUUCCAAGAUUGCUCGAGAGAGAAAUCUGACACGCGAGGAGAGACGGGAGUUCAAACGGGCGAGACGACACCACCAUCUAUCACCGAUUCGAAAUGAUGUCUUUGCCCUAGUACCCGAAGGCGGCCCUAUACAACCACUCAAAGUACCCGUCAAGACAAGAGAGCUGCAAAGGAUGGCUGCAUUUCAUAAGAAGCAGGGAGAGGGAUAUCGGAUGUCUAUCGCCGCCAUCAAGAGGGAUAUGGAACGCCAAACGAAGGAUACAGAUAAGCCUGAAAAGGCCGUGGAAAAUAUUGCCUCCCGUCUUGAAGAUUUGGAGGCACAGGCUGCGAAGCACAAGGCAGCAUACGAUGAUGCCAUGUUCAAAAUUAGGGGAUACCGUGCACUACCGCACAUGAAGUACAAGAGUCACCGGCAAGUGUUUGGGUAUCCAGCCACCCCCAAGGCCCCAACCAAGUCCCCUUUCGAACCUAAGUCAAAGAAGCGCAAAGGCAAAUCUAGGGGGUCAGAGAAGGACAACAAGGAGAGCUUCAAAGAUCAACUUGCUGCGGCUGAGAAGCAAAGGGCACUGGAGAUAAAACAGGCCAAGAUGAGGGAAAGCAGCGAUCCCUUUGAAGCAAAGGUGGCUGCUGACAGGAAAACGUAG